AUGGAUGCAAUACGGAGGGAGGUGCAGGUGGUGAGGGAGGAGAGGGCAGGGGAGGUAUUGAAGCUGGUGGAGAAGGUGGACGAGAUGAGUCAGCAAUGGAGCCAGAAUCUGGACGAUCAGAUGAGCGGAUUGAGAGUUGUGCUAGAAGCAACGAGGAGGGACGUGAGACUGGCACGGGAGGAAGGGGCUGAUGAGAUGAGGAGGGUUUUGGGGAAGGCUGAAGAGGUGGGGCAGCAGUGGGGAAGGGGAUUGGAUGAUGAUGUGGGGAAGUUGGUGGGGAGGAUGGAAGAGAUGCAGCAAAGGAUGGAGCAACGGUGGAGGGAGGAGUUCAAACAUGAAGUUCUCACCGCCUCUCUGAAAGAGGAGCUGGGAAGAACAAGGAGAGAGAUGCUGACGGCAAAGGAGGAAAGCGCAUGGGAAAUGCGAGAGGUGAUGGGGAAAAUGGAAGAGUUGAAGCAUUCAAUGAUACUAGAGUUGAGGCAUGAGAAGGAGCAGGUGGAGAAGGCGAGGAGGGAGAAGGAGCAGGCUGAGAAGGCGAGGAGGGAGGAGGAGCAGGCUGAGAAGGCGAGGAGGGAGAAGGAGCAAUGGCCACAGCUAAGAUCAAAGCAGCUGCGGGAUUGCAUUCAAUACUACUUUCCAGAGCUGCUAGAGGAGGAGGACGAUGACUCUGAGCUAAUGGCAGAGGAAUGUCAGAGAAGGUUGGAAAAGUGGCAGCUGGCAGAGGAAUUUGAACACGUCUUUGAGCGAGCGCAGGGAAAGAGGGCAGAGAAGGUGGAGAAGGCAAGGGAGCGUAGGCGGGUGGAGUUUAGGCAGACGGACUGGAAGCAGAGAAAGGAGAGAGAAGUGACUAUUGAUAUGAAGAGGGAGAGGUUGCAGAGAAUGGAGAUUAUGACCGGAGAAGUGGAGGUGGGGAAAGUGGAGGAGAAAAAGGUCGUGAAGGGUGAGGAGAGCUUAGAGGACGAAAAGAUUGAUGGCGGUAAGGAUGAUGGUGAGGAAAAGGAAUGUCCAACAGUCAGAUUAGAAAGGGAAAAGAGGGUGAGGAGGAGGGGAAGAGGAGCACCAUGGGAAGAAAGUAGGGUGCAAACAGGAGUUAGGGGAAGGGGAGGGAGAGAAGGUGGUGGGAGAGGAGGUGCAAAAGUGUCUGACUCAAGUUUCAGCUCCUCCAGCCAUGUCAUGGUGUAG
Messenger RNA from Closterium sp. NIES-65, 1182 nucleotides. The record is from the annotation of a GenBank genome assembly. NCBI's taxonomy places the organism in Eukaryota, Viridiplantae, Streptophyta, Zygnematophyceae, Desmidiales, Closteriaceae.